Messenger RNA from Closterium sp. NIES-67, 1050 nucleotides. The record is from the annotation of a GenBank genome assembly. Lineage: Eukaryota; Viridiplantae; Streptophyta; Zygnematophyceae; Desmidiales; Closteriaceae.
CAGCAGAGUUUUUCGGCCUCUUGCUGUCGGCAACUAAAGCGGCGCCUUAGUCACUAAAAACGGAAUCGGUUUGUCUACGGCUUGUAUUAGGGGCCCUCCGGCAGCGUGGCGCCGCCCUUCUCCCGGUCUUCUCUCACUUGCGCUGUGCGCGCAUGGCGGGGAUCAGCUCCCCCGAGGACCGGAUGCGCAACCUGGUUGCGCGGGACCCUUCCGCGGCGUUCGUUCCGCCGUCGCUCGCGUCUUCCGCCUCCGCCACCUUGCGCUGCCCGCAAUGCGCCGCGCCAAUAUCCCUCCCUCAACAAACUUCCCGCGCAGCUCCAGCAAGUGUGGGGAGAGCCAGCGCGGAUGGCGCAGCAGCGGGUGCCCCAGGCGAUGGGGGAGCUUCCGCGCGGACAGGGGGAGGCGGAGUGGGGGGAGGCGGAGGGAUAAGCGGAGGGGGGUGGCGCAUGGCGCCUUUCAUGCGGGAUAGCCUUGCCACGCUCGGCACAGCCAUGGGAGGAACCAUCGCGUCUGUCUAUGCAUUCAACGCAGUGAUGCCGCGGUUGGGCAAGCGCAUCCCAGGAUCGAGGGGCCUGCAGUUCCUCGUGGGGGUCCCGCCAGUGGCAGUGGCUGCAGCGGCAGGGGCAGGCGUGGGAGCCGGCAUCCUUCCUUCCCUCGUUCAGCUCUGCAUGUCGGCAUACUAUGUCACAUCCGCCACCACACAUGCUGCUGUUAGUGCGGCAGAGGGCAGGCUUAUUACCAGCGCCGAUGGGGCUGCUGCUGCUGCUGCGACGAGAGAAGAGUCUGAUGUCGCCAAAUGAUUCCUUCACCCCUAGCACUCUCGUUCACUGUCACAAGCGCCCCCGGCACCACUCCCCUUUUAAAGGCUCUCUAGUGCUCGCUUAACUGCUACCGUGACUGUACCGUGGGCAUCCACAUUAAUUGACUGAAGGAACAUCGAGUACUCUUGGUGCCUCUCAAAUCUUGCUGAAGCUGUUGUGCCUUUCACACUAGUUGACUGAAGAACUAUCGUGUACAGUUCCUUUCCAUGCUAAAAGCUGCUGGUGUUUG